Messenger RNA from Gossypium raimondii (Peruvian cotton), 750 nucleotides. RefSeq lists its product as uncharacterized. NCBI's taxonomy places the organism in Eukaryota, Viridiplantae, Streptophyta, Magnoliopsida, Malvales, Malvaceae. The record is from RefSeq and is a predicted model, not a curated record. The transcript is spliced from 2 exons. The coding region runs from base 1 to 750 and encodes 249 amino acids.
AUGACACUGAAUAACUAUCAGUUGCCAGUUAUGAAAACAAAGUCUACUAAGGAAGCUGAUCUUUUUAAGAUAGAUACAGUUGCUAUGUUAGCAAGUCAAGUAGAAGCUUUGAGUAAGAAAAUUGAUGAUUUGAAUAUGGCUAAGCAAAUGAAUUCAGUGCCCAAGUAUACAAAAUUUUUAAAGGCGUUGUUAACAAAUAAAAGGAAGUUAGACGAACUGUCCACCGUGGAGCUCAAUGAGGAGUGUUCAACUAUUCUCCAAAACAAACUACCUACCAAGCUUAAAGAUCCAGAGAGUUUUACUGUCACUUGUUUUAUUGGUAGCUUAAAUGUUAAAAAAGCUUUGGCUGAUUUGGGUGCUAGUAUAAAUUUGAUGCCUUAUAAAAUGUUCAAACUUGGUCCCAAGGAACCAAAAACCACUAAAAUGAGUAUUCAAUUAGUUGACAAAUCAAUUAAGUAUCCUAAGGGCAUUAUUGAAUAUGUAAUUGGUAAAGUCGAUAAAUUUAUAUUCCCUGUUAAUUUUGUUAUAUUGGACAUCGACGAGGAUAUUGAGGUGCCCAUGAUCUUAGGCCAGCCCUUUUUAGUGACUUCUAGAACUGUAAUUGAUGUGGUUAAUAAUAAACUUGUGUUGAAGGUAGGUGAUGAAGAGGUUACUCUUCAAGCAUGUGAUUUUGUGAGAGUUUCUAGCGAGCAACAUGAUAGUCAUUAUUCAGAUAAUGUUAGUAGCCAUGUGACUCAACAUUCUUUAUAG